Paramormyrops kingsleyae is the source of this 3654-nucleotide messenger RNA. The record is from RefSeq and is a predicted model, not a curated record. NCBI's taxonomy places the organism in Eukaryota, Metazoa, Chordata, Actinopteri, Osteoglossiformes, Mormyridae.
AGAUAUGGUCAGUGUUCCUGCGCUUGAUAAUGAAAUCUUGAAGCAUUUAUCAGAUCCGUGUCGUCUCAUUAAAGUCUUAUAACGUAUCGGAGAGCCUUGUUAUAGUGGAUCUUUAUAUUUAGAGGUUUUUGUUUUUCAGCACAACGCUAUUUUACCAAGUCGUUGCUGCAAAUGCCGUGUAUUCUCUUCAGCGCCAUUUAUUUCAAGAAAAUGGCUGAAAUACGAGCUUUAAGAGGAUGUACCGCGUUCAUUCUGUAGAUAUCGAAUAACCGACGCGAAAAAUAACGCGCAUCUUAGUGCGAUCAUUUCGUAAUAUUCAGUUUGCGUAUUAGGGUAUGAUAAUUAUGCCUGGCUUCUGUCGCGAUCUGCAUAAUAAGCCGAAGCCCCUGAUUCACAGGAACCCCGGCGCUGUCAGCAUACCCGGCCGGGCUGCCUUCAUCUGAAGGAGGCUGAGGAGACGCUCCGAGGCUGAUUGAUGUCAGUUUGGACCAUCUAUACUGCCUCGUCCAUUUGAAUGGCAAACGGUGAAGCCAAUUGGUAUAAGGAUACAUCAUGCAUUUCCGCGCUGUAUUUAUUUUGUACACCAAGGGAGAAUAACUGGCGACACGAGGAGAGGGCACCCAAGCGUAAAACUCGCAAAAAUUAGGGGUCUGAAUCUGGACCCAUCUGACGGGGGAUACCGGGACGCAUUGACACAUUUCAGUCAAGCUCAUCGGUCGAAACAUUUGUAGCCUCUUUCUGGACGUGUGGAUUGGAUUUAUUAUGGGUACUUUGAAGCCUGACAGAUGCAAAGUCCGGCGUUUGCCAUGGCGUCUAAUCGCAUGAGGCUAUAUUGUGGUUUUUAGGGGGGAAUCGCCGCUUUUCAGCACCGCGGACAGCUCUGUGCGGGAUCCCUGCUGCGGGGAAGCGCUCCGUACGCGGCCGGCAUCCGAGCGCAUCAUGCAUGCCUCCACAGCCGGGGGCGCCGUCCUGUAGUCCUUUGGCUGGUCGGGGGCUCUCGGUAACAUUUUGCCGAAUUAUGAGGCUUGUCUUUCAGCUUCUCCGUUAUGCCCUCUAUCCUAAGCAGCAGCGGGGGUGCCUCUCCAAUGCCAAACUGUCGAGGAUAGCAGCCUACACACUGCAAGCAGGAAGACAUUAUCAUCACCAUCAUCAUCAUCAUCAUCACCAUCAUCAGCACCGGGCAAGGGAGGCACGAUUUAACUCAACAAUGUAAACUAAGGAAGGUCUGCUGUGUGUGAAGUAUCUUUCUCCUGUGAUGACCCUGGCAGUGAGGAUUGGGUGAAAGAGUGUGGAAAGUCAACCCUCGACAUGAUCAACGCUGAGGCAUCCCAGCAGGCCGGGCUUUCUGAACUGGAGGUCAUCUCCCAGCCUGUGGAGGAGGAGAACCAGUGCAUGGCCCCACUGCAACUGGUCAGCUUCGCCUACCGGGACCUGCCACUGGCCGCCCUGGACCUCUCCCUAGCAGGAUCCCAGCUGCUGUCCAACGUCGACGAGGAGGACGCCAGAGAAGGAUCUAACUGGUUGAAGCCAUGUUGUGGACGGCGAGUGGCACUCUGGCAAGUCUGUGUACUGAGUGCAGGCUUCAACUGCUUUCUGGUGGCCUGUGUGAUUCUAGUCGUGCUCUUCCUCGCCUUGGAGCUCCUCAUAGACACCAAACUUCUUCAGUUUGCCAAUGCCUCCCAGUUUGCCAGCAUCAUCCACUGGAUCAGCCUCGGUAUCCUCUCCAUCUUCUUCACCGAGACUGUGUUCCGCAUCGUGGUCUUGGGCAUCUGGGAUUACAUCGAGAACAAAGUUGAGGUGUUCGAUGGCGCCGUCAUCGUUCUCUCCUUGGCCCCAAUGGUGGCCUCCACUGUCGCUAACGGACCCAGCAGCCCAUGGGAUGCCAUCAGCCUCAUCAUCACGCUGCGCAUCUGGAGGGUGAAGCGCAUCAUCGACGCCUACGUCCUCCAGGUGAAGGUGGAGAUGGAGCUGGAGAUCCAGCAGUAUGAGAAGGCCAAGGCGGUUCGGGAAGAUCACCUGGAGAGGCUGACGCAGAUCUGUCAGGAGCAGGCGGUGAGUCACGCACCUUUCACACCUAUAGGUGAUUUGGGAACUGUGGAGGGAAACCAGAGUGCCUGCAGGAAACCCCACAAUGACACAGGGAAAGCAUGCAAACUCCAGACACAGAGACUCGAUCCCUGGUGUCACAAAUUAAAUCUGCCUCUUUUCUCAGAAGCUGUGAGUCGGGAUGAUAUGAACAACUACAUCCGGCAGUACUACAGCGAGCCCAGCAGCGAUGUGGACAUCCCCGAGGCUGGUGCCCACAUCAUCACCACCACAGCCAUCGACGUCCACCUCCCCAAUAACCCGCGCCACCUGUCGUCGGGGCUGCUCAGCGUGGACCCGCAGCACACGGGCGCCUCCGCCAGCGACGCCUCCUCUACUGUGUGCCGCUCCUCCUGCAGCAUCUCCACGGCGAACCCCUGCUCCAGCAGCCAGACGCUGGCCUCCACCACCGACUGCAUCACCCAGGAGGCCUCGGUGGACGGCGGCCCGCCAGAGAGGACAGCCCCCUCCCCGUUCUCCAGCCCCUUCCCCCUGGGGCGGCAACGCUACGACCCCAGUGCCGUGGUCCAGGAGUUACUCUCCUCACUCUCCGAGGACUCCUGCCUGGCCCAGAAGGGCCUGGAUCCACUGAACCUCAAACUGCCGAGCCCCGCCGGCUCGGCCGAAACCAGCCCAGAACUGGAGCACCGGGUCAACAUCUACAACAAGAGGAACCAGGAGGGCCUCAGCACCUUCCAGACCAAGCCCGUCAUCCACCUGCAGGCCAGGAAGGCCUCACUGGAGGAGAAGUACAGGUUCCUGGGGCCCGUCAAUGCCCCGCUCAGCCAGCUGCCCGACGCCUAAGGUUGGUGGGCGGGUAGGAGUGGGGCACCAGCGCCACCUCCUGGCGGGAAGCUGCAGACAUUUCAGGCCAAAUCGCACAACUGUCAGAGGAGAAGAUGACAGGAUGGGGCAUUUUAGGAACCAGCACUGAGCAAUCAUCAGGAAUUUCCAAUGUGAACCAGUCCCAACACAGAAGCUAAUAUAUAGAAAUAUAUGUAUUAGCAUUAAGUAUGUAAUACCAGCAGGGGGAGAUGCUGAGGCUUUGAAAUAAGCGUAAUUGGCAGUGUUAAUUAUGACUGCACUUUCACGUGGGAUAGUGGGGCAGGUCUGAUGAUGGGUGGGGACUGGCUUUUAUCUUUGUAUGAAAUAUAAUAAAAUGUAUAGUCCUCUCUGAUCUGGCUACUGCAGGGUAUAUUUGAUUGGAUGAGUUGUAUUCACUGUAAAUUUCUUACCUUGGUCUUUCUACGUUACAAAUAUUGACAUUUGUAUUCACAGAGAGGGUAACCGCAUUCAGGUCCGAACCUUAAACCAGACAGGCAGGCGGUUGAGGUUAAAAAAGAAAAAGCUAAACAUUUCUCAAAUUUUAUAGGACAAGUACUGUAAAGGGAAUGAUGCAGUGGAAUGGAUGCUCAUAGCAUGAACCUUUAAGACGACUUGCUUUUACGUCCGGCAAACGAACCCUGUGCACUUUCAUGUUUACAGACCUUUUAUAUUCCCAAUAUGGGGGGAUCAAGUGCAAGACUGCAGUUGUUGUCAAUUGAUAAAAAUAAAAGUUUGUUAAAUAAA